CUGCUCCUCGGUGUCGCGGGAUCCGUUGCUGCCGUCAAACUGCCGGAUCUGCUACGCAAGUUGCAGGAGUCUGGUCAUGUGCGCAGCAUCGAAGCCGUUCUAUCCCAGUCUGCAGAAGUUUUCACAUUGAAUCCUUCGGUUCAAUACGUCGGCGCCAGUGUCUCGCAAUUGCUAAGUGAUGUGGCAACAGCACCACGUUCAGCAGAGCAAGAAAAACUCUUGAAACGAGUUCCCGUGAAAGUAUACACAGACGCAGAUGAGUGGAGCGAGUACGCCCACGUUGGGGUGGAUCCGGUAUUGCAUAUCGAACUGGUCAAGCGCAACGAUGUGUUUCUGAUCGCGCCUUUGUCGGCUAACACAUUGGCGAAAUUGGCAGGGGGACUCUGUGACAAUUUAUUGACCUGUUGUGCACGAGCUUGGCCAUGGACU
Molecule: messenger RNA, 429 nt
Organism: Amoebophrya sp. A25
Lineage: Eukaryota; Dinophyceae; Syndiniales; Amoebophryaceae
Source: the annotation of a GenBank genome assembly